This is a messenger RNA of Sitophilus oryzae (rice weevil), 1301 nucleotides long. RefSeq names its product adenylate cyclase type 5-like. Gene Ontology annotation, biological process: cAMP biosynthetic process; adenylate cyclase-inhibiting G protein-coupled receptor signaling pathway; adenylate cyclase-activating G protein-coupled receptor signaling pathway. The record is from RefSeq and is a predicted model, not a curated record. The transcript has 10 exons. Gene Ontology annotation, molecular function: adenylate cyclase activity. NCBI's taxonomy places the organism in Eukaryota, Metazoa, Arthropoda, Insecta, Coleoptera, Curculionidae. The annotation marks the transcript as partial.
UUCAGAUUAAAAUACCUGCGCAAAAUCAAUCAGCACGAUAUUGGUUAACGUACAGAAAUGUAUUUGACUAUCAAAACUUAAAUUAAAAAAUCAAGAACAUGCAGUCCACGCCGAUGCUGUGCCCCCUGAGUACCGAUUCGACUCCGCAACGAGAUUGGAAACAAAGGCUCAGCCUCCGAGACCAUCGAAAACGAGAUAUGGAUAAUUCAACUUUAAAACGGGGCAUUGGCAGGCGAUGGACUAGCUUAAAACAACAUCCAAAAUUAUCAGAUUCAUCAAAUGACACAGGUACAGGGACUACGACACCUCUCUCAACUCCAUCUUCCACCGCUAACACCAGUCCGUUUCCCGGUAGCGUUGGAGGAGAACAUACCAAGAAAAGUAAUUGGCAAGUUAUUGAACACUUCGGAUCUAAAGAAAAAGGAAGUUUGUCCUCCAGUUUAAUUGCUGUUGGCAGUAUUACAAGGUCACCACCGAACCGAGAAAAUGGAUCGGCACCAAAUUCACCCGGCCCGGAAAGUCACGAAGUGGAAGCUGAAUUAUUGGUCUCGUCGGCUUCGAGAAUGGAGGCGCCCACUUUUUUUGGCAAGCUCGUUCGACUGCUGGGAAAGUUGUGUAGUACCCAUCAAUUUAAAAACGUACAGGUUGAGAUGUUGUACCAAAGAUAUUUUCUGAAAAUGAACCAAAGCAAUAUGACAAAUUUGAUAUCGCUACUUCUGUUACUAUGCAUCGGUUUCCUGUUGCUGGGGGCUGUAGAUUUUAUUCUUCCGAAAGCCGAAGUAGCUCACUCUAUAUUUGAAGACUCGAGUCGAAUGGACAAGCUGGUCGUACUUAUGUGUACAUCGGCAUGUUGUAUAGCUAUUUAUGGCGUUUUACUCACAGUGGUGUCAAAGCCUGCGAUGAAUGAAGUUUACCUGAUCAUUAUAUCUUAUUUCAUAUUAGUGACUUUUUUAACUUUAGAGGUUUGCAUAGCUUUUUUCUUCUACAACGAGAGACCACUAGUUGGUACCGCCUUUGCGGUGACGUCAACCUAUUUGACGUAUGCGCUGAUGCCAAACCGUCUGAAAGAUGCCGUGCUCUCCGGAACAAUAUUAGCCAUAACUGAACUGAUCUUAUUAGUAUAUGUAGGAAAUCUGACAAGUUUUUCAGAUAUAAUCAGCAACUUUAUAAUACUGUUCUGUGCCAACUUGGCCGGGGUCUGCACGCAUUAUCCCAGAGAAGUAGCGCAAAGAAAAGCUUUCCUCGAAACGAGACAAUGUAUAGAAGCCAGACUGAAAAUUCAACGGGAAAAUCAACAGCAG